AAAUGACAAGGCUCUCUUGUUUCGAUCCGUAUUUUGAUAUUUCAGCAGAGCUAGAAGCAGCGGCAUGGAAGAUCAUCUGAAACAGUCUGCUGUGAGCUAUGUAAUCUGUAUGCUUCUUGGGCUUGGCCUCUUGUUCCCCUGGAACAGCAUGGUUACUGUCAUGGACUACUAUUUGGUUGUGUUUGCGGCAUACCAUCCCUCUCGAGUCCUGACACUGAUAUACCAAGCCUCUGCUUUCUUCACUGUAGCGGUUCUAGCGUACCACGAAGCCAGGGUGGAUACCCGCUUCCGAGUUCUCCUGGGCUUCUCACUGUAUUUUGUCUCUUCCUUGAUGGUUCCCAUUAUAGAUUUGGCUAGUCAUGGCGGAGGAGGCCUCGCACCUUACACAGGUCUCUGUGUCUUAUGCAUGUUAUUCGGUCUAUGCGAUGGCCUCGUGCAAGGUGGACUUGUUGGAGAUCUUUCUUACAUGCACCCUCAUCUUCUUCAGUCAUUUUCUGCUGGAGCUGGUGCCUCUGGUGCUGCCACUUCUGGUUUGAGGCUUGUAACGAAGGCAUGCUUUGCCAGCACCAAGGGCGGGCUUCGUAAAGGAGCACUUGUUUUCUUCUUCCUUUCUACGUCUUUCCAGCUCUUGUGCCUACUACUGUAUGCCGUAGUUUUUCCAAAGCUGGAAACCAUCAAGAACUAUAGAAAAGCUGCUGCAUUGGAGGGUGCAACCACAGUUGGUGCUGAUCUCGCAGCCGCAGGCAUUCACAUAGACAAGGAUGCAGAAGAAUGUCCAACUACUAGGCUGUCCAAUUUUCAGCUGCUUACGCAGAACUUGGACUAUGCAUUUGAUGCUGCUGCAAUUUUUGUGCUCACGUUGUCAAUCUUUCCAGGAUUUCUGGCCGAGGAUACUGGGAAGCACAGCUUAGGAUCCUGGUAUGUGGUGGUUCUUAUCGCCAUGUACAACUUUGGAGAUCUCACUGGACGAUAUUUGCCCCUCGUACCAGCUCUCAAGCUCAAGUCGAGAACCCAAAUGUUGGUAGCAGUGAUUGCCAGAUACUUAUUCCUCCCUGCGUUCUAUUUGACAGCCAAGUUUGGCGAUCAAGGCUGGAUGGUCAUGUUGUGCAUCCUUCUGGGCUUGAGCAACGGGCAUUUGACCACGUCUGUUCUCGUCGCCGCGCCAAAUGGUUACAAGAAGCCGGAGCAAAAUGCAUUGGGCAACAUCUUGGUGGUCUUCAUACUUGCGGGCGUCACUGUAGGAGUGACACUGGAUUGGUUGUGGCUUAUCGGUAAAGGCUGGUAGCGCUACCAUGAAUGACAAGCAGAUUUAGAGGCCCAUUCUCGUGGUUUCCUAAACAUGGUGCACAAAGAAGUUGUUCGAAUGAUGACUGGAAGGACUUUAGUCUCAUCGAAUAUAAUUCUUGUUGCAAACACCCAGAAUGGAAGAAACAAUGGAAUUGUUCAACAAGAUGCCUAUGCAUGACGUUGUGUCACCUUGUCAUUUUCAAUAAUAUGGGUUGCUCUUCAGGUGCAUUUAGGUGCAUUCAA
Molecule: messenger RNA, 1530 nt
Organism: Selaginella moellendorffii
Lineage: Eukaryota; Viridiplantae; Streptophyta; Lycopodiopsida; Selaginellales; Selaginellaceae
Product: equilibrative nucleotide transporter 3
Exons: 9
Coding region: 65-1285 (406 amino acids)
Biological process (GO): nucleoside transmembrane transport
Cellular component (GO): plasma membrane
Molecular function (GO): nucleoside transmembrane transporter activity
Source: RefSeq, a predicted model, not a curated record